CCGGACUUCCUUUUUUUGCCGUUGUUGCUCGAUACAUCCGAUGAGAGUGCAAGCAGAAAUGUCCAUCGAUGCUCGAUAAUGAGAUCCUUCAGGUUGGCUAUAUCCUAAAUCCCUUGAGUUUCCAGUGGGUCCAUUCGUGUGUCAGGUUGUGGGCUAUGCGGGUGAUGUUGUGGGGCUCAGCACUCGAUGCUUGGCGUGAUGACAUGUGGCCAUAUUCCAUUUUACGGUUCAAUUAAUUCUUUCUCUUCUCCCGAGACUUCUAUCGCCAUCCAAAGGUCUUGAAGACCUCCAGACUCAUCCCAAUCCCACGGCUUCCAACUCGCACCUUCCUCCGAGCACGCUUCCCUUUAAU
Molecule: messenger RNA, 352 nt
Organism: Cantharellus anzutake
Lineage: Eukaryota; Fungi; Basidiomycota; Agaricomycetes; Cantharellales; Hydnaceae
Exons: 3
Coding region: 69-236 (55 amino acids)
Source: RefSeq, a predicted model, not a curated record